AUGAAAUCAUAGCCAUUACAGCAAAUCAGCCUUAAUACAAAGCAUUAGAAAAAAAAGAGUAUUAAUGGUAGAAAUAUUUAUGAAAUUGGAGGAACUUAAUUUGUUGUUGAUGAUCGAUACGAAUGUCAAAAAUAGAUUGGACAUGGAGCAUAUGGUGUAGUCUGCUCUGGUGUCGAUUUAGUUAAAAAUAAAAAGGUUGCUAUAAAAAAGAUAUAAAAUGCUUUUGAAGACCUGAUCGAUGCAAAGAGAAUUGUUAGAGAAAUUAAGUUACUUUAAUUUUUUUAACACGAAAAUAUUAUUGGUUUAGUGGACAUCCUAAAACCAGAAACAAAGACUGGUUAUAAUGAUAUUUAUAUCGUUACUGAGUUAAUGGAAACAGAUUUACAUAGAGUUAUAUAUUCUAGAUAAGAUUUAACUGAGGAACAUAUUCAAUAUUUUAUGUAUCAAACUCUGAGAGGGUUGUUAUAUAUUCACUCAGCUAAUGUCAUGCAUAGAGAUUUAAAACCAAGCAAUAUAUUAGUCAAUAAAAAUUGUGAUUUAAAAAUUUGUGAUUUGGGCUUGGCUAGAGGUUUCGAAAUCGAGGAUGAAAAUAAAACAGAAUAUGUAGUAACAAGAUGGUAUAGAGCACCCGAAGUAAUUCUUUAGGCAUCAGAAUACACUAAGGCAAUCGAUAUUUGGAGCGUUGGAUGCAUAUUUGCUGAACUUCUUGGCAGAACUCCUUUAUUUCCUGGAAAAGACUAUUUAGAGUAGAUAUAAAGGAUAAUCGCAGUUUUGGGCACACCUUCAAAUGAAGAAAUGAAAUAUAUUACGAAUGAAGGAGCCAUCAAAUAUAUUAAAUCUUUGCCAAAAAGAACUAAAUAAAAUUUUAAUCAAUUAUUUUAAAAAGUGAAUCCAACUUGCUUAGAUUUGCUUUCUAAAAUGUUAACUUUUAGUCCUUUUUAAAGAUAUACAGUGGAACAGUGUUUGAGCCAUCCCUAUUUUGAAGGAUUGCAUUCGAAGGAAGACGAACCUAGGUGCAAUUCAUAUUUUGAUUGGGCUUGGGACAAAAUGGAAUUGAAAAAAGAGAUUUUAUAACAAACUGUUUAUGAUGAAGCAAAUUAAUGGCAGUAGAAGAAUAAAGCGAAUUAUAAAAAAUUCUGA
Paramecium tetraurelia is the source of this 1140-nucleotide messenger RNA. RefSeq lists its product as uncharacterized. The transcript has 5 exons. Gene Ontology annotation, cellular component: cytoplasm; nucleus. NCBI's taxonomy places the organism in Eukaryota, Ciliophora, Oligohymenophorea, Peniculida, Parameciidae. The record is from RefSeq and is a predicted model, not a curated record. Gene Ontology annotation, molecular function: ATP binding; MAP kinase activity. Gene Ontology annotation, biological process: intracellular signal transduction; protein phosphorylation.